AUGGCUUCCUCGCAGCCUGAUUCGCCGUCCGAUUCUGAGCCUGAAGCUAUUCCCGAGUCCCCACCGACGCUGCCAAGCCUUCAUGACGCGCCGCCAAGCCUCCAAAACACCGCGCCAAGCCUCCAUGACGCGCCGCCAAGCCUUCCUGACGCUAUUCCCGAGUCCUCACCGCCGAUACCAAGCCUCUAUACCUUCCCGCUACCCCCUCUAGAUCAGCAGUACGAUACACCGGAGCGAGGAAUAGCCGCGGUCAAUGCCUUCGCCCGCGAGCAUGGCUAUGCAGUCUCAAUAUUCCGUUCAAUAGCUAAAAAGGGCGUCAAGAAGAUCGUCCAGCUAUGCUGUGACAGGGGCCGUACUCUACGAGCGCGGCCUGACAAUGGCCCUGAGCGAAAGCGGCAGACUACCUCGAUAGCUAUUAACUGCCCGUUCCUACUUAGGCUUCGGCUUCAAGAGGACGGUCGUUGGAAGCUUACGGUCGACAAGCAGGAGCAUAACCAUGAGCCUUCGCCUCCAUCUACUCAUGUCGCUCAACGGAAGCAGGAGCUAUCUACAAAGGUGCCGGUGAUUAAACAGCAGCUCCAACAGGGCCUUUCUACGCGUCAUAUCCUCACAAGCAUUCGAAAGGAGGAUGAGGAGUCAUGUCUUACAGCCCGAGACGUCUACAACCUUCGGAGGAAGCUACACAUUGAAUUCCUUGCUGGCCGUACGCCGCUUCAAGCUCUCUUGAUAGAGCUUCCGCGCGAUGGCGAAUGGAUCUUCAAGCAUGAGGUAGAUAAUGAGAAUCACGUCACUGCCUUAUUUUGUAUGCAUAAAUCGAGUAUUGCGAUGCUUAGGACUAAUUCAUGGGUCAUUUCAAUGGAUUGUACAUACAAAACUAAUAGAUACGGCCUUCCCUUACUCGAUAUCAUUGGCUUUGUCGCUACUGGAUCAAGCUUUUACGUCGGCUUCGCCUUUAUGAAGGAUGAGAAGCAGGAUAGCUAUGAAGUGAUACUCAGCUGUCUUGCUGAAGCAUUCGAGUCCCUUACCCUCGAGCCACCUCAGACGAUCCUAACCGAUAAAGAAGAAGCGCUAAUGAAUGCUGUGAAGGUCGUCUUCCCUUCUACAAAGCAUAUGAUCUGUCUAUGGCAUAUCAACAUGAAUAUUAUGAAGAAAGCCCGCCCGAUUCUCGCAGAGCAGCUAGCAAAAGCUCGGCAAGAGACUGAAGCUGCUUCCUCGCAGCGUCGGACGAAGGUAGAGAGAGACCGAGAGCUUCGAGAAAUGGUCAAUGAAGCAUGGAAGACGAUGCUAAAGCUGUGGAUUCGAAUCGUCUAUGCUAUUACGGCUGAAGAGAGGGAGGAGAAAUGGAAGCAAUUCAAUGAGCGCUACAAGGAGCCGAUUUUUGAGCCUUUGCUCGAUUACCUACGGAGUGAAUGGCUAGACGACUGCCCCGAGUAUUUCCUUUAUGAGUACACCUCCGAAUACCUUCAUCUCAAUGAGAUUUCGACUUCUCGGACCGAAGGAGCUCACUGGCUGCUUAAGCAGGACCUUCAAGUCUCAACCAAUGAUCUACUGGUUGUUCUUCGUACGUUUGAGAAUGCUGUGAAGCUUCAGUUUAGGAAGGCUACCGACGCGAUCGAAAACGAGAAGAUUCGGAGCUCUACUGAUAGUCGCUGGAAGCAUCUAUUCAGGCUAGUUGUUGGACGAGUUUCGGCCAAGGCGAUGGGGUAUACAAAAGACGUCUACAACCGCUUCCUACCGGAAGCAGAUAACAAGCCGCUAAUUCCUCUAUUAUGUCGCUGUAAUUCGAAGAAUACAGCCGGCUUUCCAUGCAUUCAUCUCAUCAGGCAGUACGAAGAAGAGAAGAAGAGCUUUGAACCUGAGUUAUUCCAUCAACACUGGCAUUUGUACAGUGUAUCUGCACCUCCAAUUAAUCCGCUACUUCUACUCCAGGAUCCCCUCCAAGUACGCCGGCGAGGACGCCCCCAAGGCGCCAGGAACUUCAUCGGCGGCGGCGAGAGCACCCAAGCAAGCACCCAAGACGCCUCCACGCAGCGGGACCCCUCCGGCUUCGAGCUCAUACUAUCUCAGGAAGGUGGACGCGGCCGAGGACGCGGUAGAGGACGUGGAGGGACACAACAGGCAUCGCAAGGGGUGGGAAUAGCUUCAUCUACGGCCCAGGAAGCUCAACAAGCUUCCCAGGAAGGUGGGCGGGGCCGUGGACGCGCCCGUGGACGCGGUACAGGACGUGGAGGGACACAACAGGCAUCGCAGGGUGAUACCAUGGUGGGAAUAGCUUCAUCUACGGCCCAGGAAGCUCAACAAGCUUCCCAGGAAGGUGGACAGGGCCGUGGAGAGACACAGCAGGCAUCGCCGGCGAGCAUGGCUACAGCUCAGGGGUCGGGAAUAGCUUCAUGGGCAUCUCGGGACGAGGAUUCCUGGUCUGAUCGCCUCAGGAAGAGAUAG
Penicillium arizonense is the source of this 2442-nucleotide messenger RNA. RefSeq lists its product as uncharacterized. NCBI's taxonomy places the organism in Eukaryota, Fungi, Ascomycota, Eurotiomycetes, Eurotiales, Aspergillaceae. Gene Ontology annotation, biological process: regulation of DNA-templated transcription. The record is from RefSeq and is a predicted model, not a curated record. The transcript has a single exon. The coding region runs from base 1 to 2442 and encodes 813 amino acids.